AUGUUCCUCCAACGCACAGCCUUCGCCCUCGCGCGGCGCACUCCCGUCAGGGCCGUUGCUGCCCGCCCUUUCUCCUCCUCCGUCAUCCGCUCCAACAAGGCGAAGUACGCUGUUGAGAAGGAUGGCAAGAUCCUUUCUUUCGAAGAGAUCAAGACCGAGGAGGACCUCGUCCCCCCCGGUGCUAAGGCCGGUACCGUCCCCUCCGACAUCGAGCAGGCCACUGGUCUCGAGCGUCUUGAACUCGUCGGAAAGAUGCAGGGCAUUGACAUCUUCGACAUGAGGCCCCUCGAUGCCUCCCGGAAGGGAACUCUCGAGAACCCCAUCAUCGUCAACGGUGCCGGUGACGAGCAGUACGCUGGUUGCACUGGUUUCCCCGCCGACUCCCACACCGUCAACUGGCUGACCGUCUCUCGUGACCGCCCCAUCGAGCGCUGCGGCGAGUGCGGCAACGUUGUCAAGCUCAACUACGUCGGACCCUUGGAGGAUGCCCAUGACCCUCUCCAAUUCCCCCUGCUCACUCAAUCCCUCCAGACGAUCACGGCCACGGCCACGGCCACCCCGCUCCCGAGGAGCCCAAGACUUUCGCCGACUACGUCAAGCCUGAGUACUGGUACCGAGGAAUUAUGA
Messenger RNA from Aspergillus oryzae RIB40, 627 nucleotides. RefSeq names its product cytochrome c oxidase subunit IV (gene cox5b). Gene Ontology annotation, cellular component: mitochondrial envelope. The record is from RefSeq and is a predicted model, not a curated record. Lineage: Eukaryota; Fungi; Ascomycota; Eurotiomycetes; Eurotiales; Aspergillaceae. Bases 1 to 627 code for a protein of 208 amino acids. Gene Ontology annotation, biological process: mitochondrial electron transport, cytochrome c to oxygen. The transcript is spliced from 7 exons.